AUGGCCUCGGCUAGUCUAGUCAGCAUCACCGCCGCAUGUUCUGCUCGGAGGAAGGUCAACACCAUUGGCGUGGUAGUGGAUACACUGGACCCUUGGAAAACCAGAGGUUCUUCAUAUGGCGUCACAUUUACCAUCAAAGACUGCGAGUUCGAUGCUCCAACUUGGCAAGGAGGUCUCAAAGUCAAGUAUUUCAAUGACAACGAAGCCUUCCUGCCUAUUGUCCAGCUCAACGAUGUAGUUCUACUUCGAGAUAUCCGAGUUACCAACUUUCAGGGCAAGCCAACCGCUGUGGCCACGCAGAAUGACAUGGUUUACUGGGCCGUUUUUCGGCCGCAAGCAGGGUCUGGCGAUCAUUUAUCAAUUAGCCGUGGGCCUAUCGCCUUUGAAACAGAUCCAGAGGAGAAAAGAAUGGCAGCUAUACUUCUUGCAAACCUCACAGGCGAGGAGCCGCCCGCAGCUUUGCAGUCAUACCCAACGCCAACACCAGCACAAGUACAACCCACGGCAAUUUCACGACAGCCUUCUCACAACUUUCAAACUUCAGCUCCGGUGCUCAAAUCGUCAGGCCUGCCAAUGACUCUUAUUCAAGAUGUGAAGGUUGGCCGGCUGACACAAUUACUCGGCCAGGUAGUGAAGAUGAAUACAUUUGACAGCGACAAGACUUUGCUCUAUCUUACGGAUUACACCGUUAAUACGUCUCUCAUGGAUAUCAAGAAAGACUAUGAGGAAGAUGGCGUGGAGGGAGACGCUUAUGGAUACUUGUCUCGGAAAAAGAAGAAUUGGCCUGGUCCGUGGGGCCAAUUGACAUUACAAGUCGCACUCUGGGAGCCCCAUGCCAGCUUUGCGCGUGAGUACGUCAAAGAGGGCAACCUGGUUCAUCUCACAUAUGUACAUGUCAAAGAUGACCGUAGCGGAGGUGUCGAGGCCGCUGUUCAUAGGGACAAGCGGUUUGAAAAUAAGAUCCAUGUCAACAUCAUAUCAGACGCCUACGAUGAACGCGCACGAGAGCUUCUGGAUCGUCGCAAAGCAUACUGGAGGAUCCACGGGAAACCCAAGGUGCAAAGUGAUCCGAACACAAACUCGAUGAAGACCGAGGAAAAAGCCGAGAAGCCGAAAAAGAGCAAACAAAACACACAGGAGGUCCGCAGAGAAGAAGGUCAGACAGUGUUGUCAAAACCAACCGCGCGAAAAAAGCCAAAUCAACACGUCAAGUGUCUUGAAUACGGAAUCCCCGUUACUUGGGAUGUCGAUUCAAUAUUGUCUGCCGAAACCCAUAUCAACAAAAUUUCAGGGGAUUUAACCUACAAACUGCCCUUUCAGAAUCUUUGCUAUCACCCUGUUCUUCGCGUCGUCGACUUCUACCCUCCAGCUCUGGAAGACUUUGCGGUACAGGUUCCUUUGAAAGCUCUCAAGAACCAAAAGCACGAAGAUGAUGAUUUGAGCCCGAAGUAUUACACUUGGGAAUGGCGGUUUUGUUUGCUAGUCGAGGGAACAGAACCCACGAACUCAAAACAGCAAACCAGAGAACUUAUGCAGAUCUUCGUCUCUGAGGGUGACGCCACUCAUUUGUUGGGUCUCGACGCCGAUGAUCUACGUAAUAACUCAAGUCGGCUACAUGAACUGAGAGAGAAACUUUUCCUGCUUUGGGGUGAUCUUGAAGAACGCAAACAAGAAUCCGCCGCUACUGCAAUUGGCGAUGAUGAACCAUGGCAACCAGUCAAGUCCUCCUCUGUGCCUUUCGAAUGUUGUAUCAGAGAGUAUGGUGUGAAAUGCAGCCAUAAGGAUCCAGAUGCUAUGGCUGUUGAUGAGGAAGACCGGGAUAUAUGCACCCAGUCCGGGUGCUUUGGUUGGGAGAGACGUUUUGCCAUGUUUGGGACAACAAUUCACUCAUGA
Molecule: messenger RNA, 1893 nt
Organism: Penicillium waksmanii
Lineage: Eukaryota; Fungi; Ascomycota; Eurotiomycetes; Eurotiales; Aspergillaceae
Exons: 4
Coding region: 1-1893 (630 amino acids)
Biological process (GO): regulation of telomere maintenance via telomerase; telomere capping
Cellular component (GO): nuclear telomere cap complex; chromosome, telomeric region
Molecular function (GO): telomerase inhibitor activity; G-rich strand telomeric DNA binding
Source: RefSeq, a predicted model, not a curated record